Messenger RNA from Daucus carota subsp. sativus, 1197 nucleotides. RefSeq names its product myb-related protein 308. The record is from RefSeq and is a predicted model, not a curated record. The transcript has 2 exons. Bases 264 to 1061 code for a protein of 265 amino acids. Lineage: Eukaryota; Viridiplantae; Streptophyta; Magnoliopsida; Apiales; Apiaceae.
AGACUAUUUAUUUGGGACUUCCCCUUUUUUAUAUAUAGAGUCAAAAGCUUAAAUAACUCCCCCCACUUCCAAUUCCUCUCAAAGGGCCGGCCUUGAUGUUCAAGCAUCAUUACCAAUCCUAACAAUUCCCACUUCCUCUUCAACCAUAUGCAACAACCUUUUAAUACCUUAUAUACCUACAUCCCCUCUCUUUUUUUAUGAGCAUAUAAGAGUUGCAGAGUACUAGACUUUGGUUUAAUCAAAACUUGAAACUUGUAUUAAAAAUGGGCAGGUCCCCUUGUUGCGAAAAGGCUCACACCAACAAAGGAGCCUGGACUAAAGAAGAAGAUGAUCGCCUCAUAGCUUACAUUCGCUCUCAUGGCGAGGGCUGCUGGCGCUCUCUCCCGAAAGCGGCUGGCCUUCUUCGAUGCGGUAAGAGCUGUAGGCUCAGAUGGAUCAACUAUUUGAGGCCUGAUCUUAAACGCGGCAAUUUUACUGAGGAAGAAGAUGAGCUCAUAAUCAAACUUCACAGUCUUCUUGGCAACAAGUGGUCACUUAUAGCUGGAAGAUUGCCGGGAAGAACAGACAAUGAGAUAAAGAAUUACUGGAACACUCAUAUCAGAAGAAAGCUUCUAAACAGAGGAAUUGAUCCCACAACACACAGGCCCAUGAACGAGACCAACUGCGCCCAAGAAAUCACAACAAUAUCAUUCGGGAGCGGAGCCGCCGCAGUGAACAUGAAAGAAGAGCAACAAGAAGAGGAAGAUCACAAGCUGAUGAUGAUCAAAUCAAGCUAUGUUUUUCAAGAAAACGAUGAAAAGAUGGUUAUGGAAAGAUGCCCUGAUUUGAAUCUUGACUUAAAAAUCAGCCCUCCUCAUCCACAUCAAACAGAUGCAUUGAAAACAGGGGGGAGAAACAGGGGACUCUGUUUUGCAUGCAGCUUGGGCUUACAAAACAGUAAAGAUUGUAGCUGCAACAGUAAUAAUGGUACCAGCAGCAGUAAUAAUGGUACCUCAGGUUAUGACUUUCUAGGGUUAAAAGCUGGUGGUGUCUUGGACUACAGAAGCUUGGAAAUGAAAUGAAUUUCAAUUCUUUUAUGUAUUUAAAUAUAUAUAUAAAUCAAGGGAUAACUUGUAUUAUUAGUAUAUGGAACUUUCUUCAUUCCCUUGUUUGUAAAAUUAUAAGUAAAUUUAUAGUGAUUAGUUAUAGCAGUACUAA